AUGGAUACUAAUUAUUCUGAUUACAUCACACCAACAGGUUAUGAUUACUACGGUAUGGAAACACAAUCGGAGAAGUCUAAAUAUGUUUAUUAUAUAAACGUACGUACCAGAGAUAAUGUAGCAAGCUUUGCAAAGAAUAAGACUAUUUAUGAGCACUUUGAAGGGUAUGACUCUGAGGAACAACAGGAGUUGCGUGGUAAAGAGAUCAAACGAAUGAUAACCUAUUAUGAUAGUCUCUCUGAAGACUUAAUUAAAAAGAACUCUGUUGUGCAUAUUUAUAUUGUUCUACGACAAGAAAGAAAAUACUGUGGCAUGCGUUCCUUUGCUGAGAUCUGUAAACCAGAUUCCAGUAAGAGAUUCGGGUUCACACGAGAUGUUGAAGUCAUAGCAUCCAAUGAAACUGGGGAAGAGGAUAUGAAUAGUAAUAAUAAACCAAGUGAUAUCUUACCGAUGGCAUUGCUUACUCUCUCGGAUACCCUCGAAUUCAUCAAAACCAAUCCUCUUUUAGAAAGAUAUGGGGAAAACAAAUGUUACUGGGUACAUAUCAAGCAUCCAAUGUUAGCCAUAUAUUUUACCAGGGAGAUUAAUUACAUGGACUUUUUUGGUUGUAACAGCAAGAAUGGUGGAGAAUUAAAAUACACUAAUACUAUAGAAAACAUACAUGCUCAACUCAAAAAACAUGAUAGUGUGAUCAAAGGUGAUAUUGAUUUUUAUGAGCAGAAAAACGAUAUCGACGAAGCCACAUUGGCAUUUAUCAAGAAACGUUAUGCAUUUGUACCUGAUCUAGUAUGGCUCAGUAAUCAUAAAAAAACAAAAAAAUAUACCAAAAAAUCAUUGGUCGGGACCAAUAUCAGCACCCUUGUUGGUAAUCAACCAUCUAAACAUACCAGGGAAAUUGUAAAUAUUGAAAAUGAAAGAGAG
Messenger RNA from Racocetra persica, 921 nucleotides. NCBI's taxonomy places the organism in Eukaryota, Fungi, Glomeromycota, Glomeromycetes, Diversisporales, Gigasporaceae. The record is from the annotation of a GenBank genome assembly.